Molecule: messenger RNA, 987 nt
Organism: Psammomys obesus (fat sand rat)
Lineage: Eukaryota; Metazoa; Chordata; Mammalia; Rodentia; Muridae
Gene: Ndufaf3
Product: NADH:ubiquinone oxidoreductase complex assembly factor 3
Exons: 5
Coding region: 57-614 (185 amino acids)
Biological process (GO): mitochondrial respiratory chain complex I assembly
Cellular component (GO): mitochondrial inner membrane
Source: RefSeq, a predicted model, not a curated record
GCGCGCUCUGCGAGCCCGGCGCCCUUGCGGCCGGGUCACUGCGCGCCUUUGCAGCCAUGGCCGCCGCUCUUGGAUUUCGCUCCCUGUGCCGCGCACGACCUGCGCCGCUCUGCCGGCACGUCGAUCGGCUGUGGAUGACCCCUCGUCGGGGGCACCGUCUCUCCCCGGCGGAUGACGAGUUGUACCAGCGGACACGCAUCUCUCUGCUGCAAAACGAGAACCCAUUGCCCGUAUACAUCGACAGCUACAGUAGCAGAGGGUUCACAGUCAACGGAAACCGUGUGUUAGGCCCGUGCGCGCUGCUCCCACAGACGGUGGUCCAGUGGAACGUGGGAUCUCAUCAGGACAUCACUGAAGAGAGCUUCUCCCUUUUCUGGAUGCUGGAGCCGAGGAUAGAGAUUGUUGUAGUGGGCACUGGAAACAAGACUGAGAGGCUGAAUUCCCAAGUACUACAGGCCAUGAGACAGCGGGGCAUCGCCGUGGAGGUGCAGGACACGCCCAAUGCUUGUGCCACCUUCAACUUCCUGUGUCAUGAAGGUCGAGUGACAGGAGCUGCCCUCAUCCCCCCUCCUGGAGAGACGAUGCUCACCUCCUUAUCUCAAGCUGCACAAUGAACCACCAGGAACCGUCCAGGAGGGCACAGGCACACUGCAGAGUGCAGGGGUUCCCAGUGCCUCCCCACCCUCCGCCUUUUGGUACUUUGAACACUUAUCCAUGAUAAUUUAUCCUCCUAGAUACAAACAUUGUGUGGCUGCUGACAGGGUGGGAUGGAAAUUCAGUGGGGAGACCCUGGUCACUUAAAGUCCAGGAAGCAGUGCUCACAAUCUACUUAGCACAAAUGUAGAUUUGAGGACACCCCGACAGCUCUCGUGAUUGAAGUGUGUUCAUCUCGUGUCCCAAGGCUCUGCUGGAGAAUGAGGGGACUAUAUUUUGUGAACAUUUGUGAUGGUGGUGACUGCAAAGUUACACGUGCCCAUUUAACUCAAA